AUGGCAUCAUCUCAGUCUGAGCUGGGGAAAUUCUGUAUGGAGUAUCUUUCUACACCCUGUACACUGGUUUUAGGGGCAGUUACUGCCUCAGUGCUGUUACUGUGGGGCAGAAAGGUUCAGGUACCGGUGCUGGUGUGUUCUAAUGGCUUCCGGACAUUUCUACACAUCCACUGCCCUGUGGUGCUGGAGCGUUUUCGUCCUACACCUUGGUGUUGCGGCGGCCGGCUACAAACACUUGUCCGGGUGUUUAUUCAGUCCAGUCCUGCUGUCAAAUACCGCAAUGAGCUGAUCAGAACAGAUGAUGGUGGACAACUCUCUCUGGACUGGGUGGAUAACUCAGAAAGUGCUAAAUAUCCACAAUCCCUGUCCCGGCCUACGGUGCUAAUCCUGCCCGGUCUGACGGGAAACAGCCAGCAGACGUACGUCCUGCAUAUGAUCAGACAUGCCACGCGGCAUGGAUACAGGUGUGUAGUGAUGAAUAAUCGAGGUUUUGGAGGAGAAGAGCUGCUGACCCCUUUGACAUUCUGUGCUGCUAAUACUUCUGACUUGGAGGUGGUCAUCCAUCAUGUGAAAGAGCUGUACCCAGAGGCACCUAUGCUUGGAGCUGGGGUGUCUCUCGGAGGGAUGUUGUUGCUGAAUUAUCUGGCACGUAAGGGACAUGACUCCAAGUUGAUCGCUGGUCUUACCAUGUCUGUGAUCUGGGACACGUUUACAUCCUGUGAAUCUCUGGAGCAGCCAAUCAACAGGCUGAUUUUCAAUCGCCACCUCAGCAAUAAUCUAUGUAAUGCUGUCAACAGACAACGAAAGAUCCUGGGGAAGGUGAUUGACGUGGAUCAUGUAUUAAAGGCUCGUACAAUCCGAGAGUUUGAUGAGCGCUUCACGUCAGUGAUAUUUGGAUACAAGUCCUGCACUCAUUAUUACCAGGAUGCCAGUCCAGGUUACAAACUGCCCCAGAUUGCUGUACCUGUGCUUUGUCUCAAUGCUGCUGAUGACCCCUUCUCCCCAAAACAAGCUUUUCCUUUAUCUGAUGCUCAGCGUUUGCAGAACGUGGCUCUUUUGGUGACUUCCCAUGGUGGGCACAUCGGUUUCCUGGAGGGCCUGUUUCCCUAUGGCGAUAGCUACAUGGAUCGUGUGUUUAAACAGUUUGUCCAGGCUGCCUUUGAGAACCUGGAGGACCUGAAAAAGGCCUGCAGCAUUAGUGACAAUUAACAAAUAACUUUUUCUCAUCAUGCACUAGGUUUUCUAAUUCAUUAACCUUCAAAUCAAAGUGUGUAAUAAAACACAAUUUAAUCAAAGUAUGGACUAUACAGAAAACUAGAUGAAGAACUAAACGUAGGAGGACUGAUUACCAGGGUGCAUGUACUACCUCAUUUAUAACACUUGUCCAAAACUCACAGUAUCACACAGAAAUGCAGACAGAAGGGAACAGUGGUGCUGUUUCUGCCUGUGAGCUGAGGGCUGGGUUUCAAAUCUCAAAUCAUACAGUGUGCUCAGACUUGCUGGUGGAGCAUUCAUUUUACACACUAUGUAGUCAUGAUUGUGAUAUUUUGGACACAGCAGCUCUUAUUAUUUAACCUUUAUUACCAUACAGUUCCAAAUAUAACAGAAAUAGCUCAUUAUCACUGUCUGUAUUUUAAUCAUGUCAUGAUUAGAACUCACUUCAACAAAUCACACAUUUUUUUUUUAUUACAUGUAUUAUCUUUAAUGGUCCAGGAAUGAAUGUACUUUUAAUUCUUGCUAGUUUAAAGAAUUGCACCAACCUCCAAACUGAAGAAACAAGACAGGCACUUAAUGUCUUUAUAUCUGAUAAUGUUGAAUAGGAUUUUUAAUGAAGUGUUAAUUGUUACAGUACUGUAAAACGAUGCAGACCUGCCUUUAAUUUCCGAUUGUAUUCAAUAUUCAGUCCUGUGUCCUUUUGUACUUUGUAGACUGCAAGUACAGUGUUUUUUUUUUUAUUGAAGUGAAUGCCAUCAUGUGGUGCUGUUGCAAGAUAAUAUGGAAACAAUGUGGCAUGUAAAUUUGCAAAAGCAAAAAACUUUCGAGCCCCAAAUAAUUUUUUUAAAUAUUACAUUUUAUUUUUUAUUGAAUCACCUUUUUUUUACAUUUUGUUGUGCAGCUCAUGACUUUCAUUAUUCACGUGUUCAUGCCUACAGACGCACAAAUGUCAUUAAAUCAUAAAGGAAUCAUAAAACAGCCCAAAAUUCAAUAUUAAUAUGGGACAACAUGAACGCAUGAUCAGUGUUUUUGUGUUGUUGAUUUUAUUACAAUGGGUUUUAUGUUUGUAAUUGUUGUCAUUUAAGAUAUUUUUGAAUAUUUGAUGUGAUAUAACUCAUCUACGUAUCAUGUAGGCACUGCUAUAUGCACUGAUGUUUUAAUUUCUUUUAAAUGACCAGAGCUGCUCUUAUAAACUAAGCAUUUAAUGAUGUUCUUUAAUUAUCUAAUUUUCAUUCCCUUUUUAUUGUUUUUAAUUGUAAUUUUUUUAAUUUUGUUAUCAUUUAUUUUAACAUGCCAGCUGCUAUGGAAGAGCUGAAGGUUGUGUGUGUGUGUGUGUGUGUGUGUGUACCUGGGAAUAGUCUGUUUGUGUUUGGGGCCAGAAGUUUACACAGUUAUGGACUAAAUUGUUAUUAAUGUGGUAUGGAGAUUAAAUAAAUUAUGUUAUUGUAAUAAUCA
Messenger RNA from Trichomycterus rosablanca, 2670 nucleotides. RefSeq names its product phospholipase ABHD3-like. Gene Ontology annotation, molecular function: acetylesterase activity; monoacylglycerol lipase activity. Gene Ontology annotation, biological process: medium-chain fatty acid catabolic process; medium-chain fatty acid biosynthetic process. The coding region runs from base 1 to 1209 and encodes 402 amino acids. Lineage: Eukaryota; Metazoa; Chordata; Actinopteri; Siluriformes; Trichomycteridae. The transcript is spliced from 9 exons. The record is from RefSeq and is a predicted model, not a curated record.